GUGACUUUCGCAGACUCAUAACGAAACCGAAAGUAACGAUGUCGUUGACGCGCCCGUUCACUUUCUCACUCCACAAUGCCUGACCGAUCCGUCUUAUGGACACCUCUUAACAGCAGUGCUUUGGUGAAAAUGGCGUCAGAAGGCUUUCUAGUGAUGGUGAUGCUGACCAAUGUGGUUCUGUCAUCUGCUGAUUUUGUCUCUUUGAAAUGCCAGAACAGCGUUGGGUUGGUAGGCCAGCCCUCAAGAUUGCAGUGCAUCCUGAAAACAGCAGAAUCUCUGGAGAAAUCUCCAGAAAUCACACACGUCUUUUGGAAAUAUAACAACAAAGUAGUGCUGAAAAUGGCUAAUGGCGCAAAAAUUGGGGAGGAACGGUUCAAGUUCGCUGAUGCAUCCUGGAAGAAAACUAUGGACAUAUCCCUGCUCAUUGACAGCACCAAAAUCUCAGACCAGGGACAAUAUUCAUGUGUUGUGUCGACUAACAUGGGAAUCACUGGUCCAGUAGAUGUCACAUUAAAUGUCAAAGCCGAAUACAGUGAGCCAGUCACGGCCUACAAGUUGAACAAGGAUGAGACCAGGGCUGACAUGAACUGCACUGCUAAGGGGGGCUACCCCCAGGGCGCCAUCCACUGGUUCGACAGUAUCAAUACCAACUGGACAGGCAGCUCACAGACCACCGCCACAAAGAUGGAGGACGGGAGUUUCGUGCUGCAGAGUACGUACACCUCCAACGAUGUGUCUCUCGCACCGUUCAGAUGUGUGGUGUUCAACAGCGACUGGAAGGAGGAGCACUUUGUGGAUAUUGAGAUCCCCAUUAGAGUAGCGCCAGACAAAAUGAUUUCUGGCGUCGAGACAAAGCACAUCGCUGCCGCUGUGGUCGUGAUCGGAUCGCUGAUCUGCGGCCUACUCAUAGCCCUCCUCCUCUUCAGGAGACGCUCCCGACUUGCCCUACGAAGGCCCUCCACUCAACCGAUGCUGAGCCAUGACGACCGAUAUGAUGAUUAUCCACCUGACAUUGAACCUGAGGCUCGUGCAGAGCUCACUGUGGACGAUGGCAAGGACAAGGUCGCCGUAGUAUAAUCCCCUUGACUCUUUGGCCUUUGUGCUGAGACGAAAACGGCUGCGGUUUUUUUGAAGGUGCCAUACUACAGGGAGCUACCAGUGAAGCUGCUCCUUCUGAAAAAUCCAACUGUGAAGGAACUGUGCCAUGUGCCCUCUACUGUGCCAGGCGUUAUACUGCCACAUUGCAUUGGCAUUGUUUUUGCAUAUACAGCUGCAGUCACUUGUAGAGUUGCUUGGGCACAAUCCCUGGUGCUGAACAAAAAAGUAAUUUAUUGUGGAUAAAACAGGUUCGCGCACACUCCUUUAGGAUUUUUUUCUUCUUUAAAACGCCUUAGCACAGCACUAUGGCUCUCUGUCAUGUCAUAGCAAUGUUGUUAUGAUGUAGUUAAGCAUUUUCAACAAGUGAAUAGGGUCGCCGGCGACCCCUGCUGCAGUAAGAGGCUACGUUCUUUUUUCUUUUAUUCACUGGCAAGCAUGAUGACAUUUCGACCUCUCGGUCUUCCUCAGAUUCCAGAAUCGGUCGAAACGUCAUCAUGCUUGCCAGUGAAUAAAAGAAAAACCCAAACCCAAAGGAGUGUGCGAACCUUUUUUUCCACAAUAUACAGCUACAGUACCAUGUGCUUUGCCAUUGCAUAUCCAGCUGCAGUACCAUGUGCUUUGUGUAGUGUGUAUUGGUGGACCUACUGUACUGCCCACUGUGCCACCCCCUUUAGGCAGCUCCCUAGCAACUGUGUAUCAAACGAUACUAACACUCACAAUAUGGUUUGGCUUUUCAAGCUAAUUCACUUGUCUACUACAUUGAAAUCAUCAUUUUAUUUUUCAACUUGUAACUGUUGUACAUACUGUUAACAUUUUGGUUGCAGAGUGGAAAUUGCAGAUGUUCAUAAAACAUUUGGGGAGUUAGGGGGUUUUGGGUAACGAGAGAGCCUGGGGCCUGGAGAGGCAGAUGUCAAGGAGAGUAGGAGGACCAGAGGUCGGUGACACGUUUUUUUUUAUGAAGCUACGACAGAGGAUUGGAAUGAAUGCUGCUGCUGCUUCCUGUGCUUGUGUAAUCUUGACUUGCUGUUGUGUCUGAUUCAAUUCGAAUUCCUUCAUUCAGCAGGACCUUAUUGUGGCUCAUUACUAUGAGGGGAAAAGAUUCAUUUUAGAUUUGUUUUAUUACCUGAGCCCAUUCACUUAACCGGUUCUGGUAAUUUACAAGAGAAGAAAAACAAUUCAACUUGUUGGACCUGUUCUGCUUUGCAAACAAUAUGGAAAAGCACUUAACAUGUGUGUGUGUGUGUGUGUGUGUGUGUGUGUGUGUGUGUGUGUGUGUGUGUGUGUGUGUGUGUGUGUGUGUGUGUGCAUGCGUGCUACUAUCAAUGAUUAACAAAUUGAUAUAUUUUUUUAUUCUUCAAAAUCGUUUGAUGUUGUUAAGUUUUAUAAUAUACUGUACUUUUUGACCUCUUUGUUUGAACACCAACCGCUGUCCUGUACUAUUUUCAAAUAAAAGUUCUCCUUGUGAUUCGUA
Messenger RNA from Engraulis encrasicolus (European anchovy), 2569 nucleotides. RefSeq lists its product as uncharacterized. Gene Ontology annotation, cellular component: external side of plasma membrane. The transcript is spliced from 8 exons. Gene Ontology annotation, biological process: cellular response to lipopolysaccharide; positive regulation of T cell proliferation; immune response. Lineage: Eukaryota; Metazoa; Chordata; Actinopteri; Clupeiformes; Engraulidae. Bases 76 to 1077 code for a protein of 333 amino acids. The record is from RefSeq and is a predicted model, not a curated record.